AUGGGAGGACGUGCACUUGAGUCUGUUUCGCGCAUUGCGAUCCGUGGAGCUGCGACAGCCGCGCCGCCUCCACCGAAAAAACCUCAGAAAACUUCGUUCGGAGGACUCAAGGACUCAGAUCGUAUCUUCAGCAACUUAUAUGGUCGUCGUGACUAUCGUCUCAAAGGAGCUCUCGCUAGAGGUGAUUGGUAUAAGACCAAAGAGAUUAUUCUGAAAGGCUCGGAAUGGAUUAUCAAUGAAAUUCGAGCUCUCAUUGCUGGUGUGGCCAUGGGUGCACGAGCUGCUUAUAUCUACGUUCGUGGUGAAUUUUAUAAUGAAACUUGCAUUCUCAAGGAGGCUAUACAUGAAGCGUAUAAAGCUGGCUACAUUGGCAAAAACUGCUGCGGAACAGGCUACACAUUCGACGUCUUUAUUCACCGUGGCGGUGGCGCAUACGUCUGCGGAGAAGAAACGGCCCUGCUCGAGUCGAUAGAAGGAAAGCAAGGAAAACCACGUCUGAAGCCCCCGUUUCCAGCCGAUAUU
Messenger RNA from Cylicostephanus goldi, 522 nucleotides. The record is from the annotation of a GenBank genome assembly. Lineage: Eukaryota; Metazoa; Nematoda; Chromadorea; Rhabditida; Strongylidae.